Solanum verrucosum is the source of this 528-nucleotide messenger RNA. RefSeq lists its product as uncharacterized. The transcript is spliced from 2 exons. The record is from RefSeq and is a predicted model, not a curated record. NCBI's taxonomy places the organism in Eukaryota, Viridiplantae, Streptophyta, Magnoliopsida, Solanales, Solanaceae. Bases 1 to 528 code for a protein of 175 amino acids.
AUGGAAGGUCUAAAUCACAUGUUCAGGAUAGCAAAUGCAAAUAGAUGGGUGAAAGGUUUCAGUGCUCAGUCAGGAAGAGGGGAAGAUCUGGAAGUAUCACAUCUGUUAUAUGUAGAUGAUGCCUUAAUUUUCUGUGAAGCAGAGUCAAGUCUUCAUGUAAACGGGUUGAAAAGCCACAUCCUCCCUAUCAACCAGGUUGGGAAUUUGCAAGAGUUGGCUGCUAUUUUGGGUUGUCAAGUGGACCCCUUACCAACUAAAUAUUUGGGGUUGCCAUUAAGUGCCAAAAAUAAAGAACUAGAAGUGUGGAGUGGGGUGAUGGAAAGGUGUGAGAAAAAAUUAUCCAGGUGGAAAAGUCAAUGUCUAUCAUUAGGGGGUAGAUUGACUCUCAUCAAGUCAGUACUGGAUGGCCUCCCAACAUACAUGAUGAGCCUUUUCCCAAUACCAAAGAGCAUUGAGAAAAGAUUAAACAGGGUGAGAAGGUCCAUUUAUGGCAAGGAAACAAGGAGAAGAGAGGCUACAAUCUGGUGA